UUAAUGACACCAGAGAAACAUUAGUAGCCAUCGAAUUGCAUUUACACCGAAGAAUGAAAUAGGAUAAUCACUAUCCAGAAACAUCUUUCCAGACCAAUAAGAGACAACUUCCGGACCGUUUAUCACCGCCCUAUCUCAGACAUAUACACGCCAUCUACCAGUUUAUAAUAUUUCUGUGGUAUUGACGUACGAGAGGCGUUGAUUCUUAAGUGCUAACAGAACAACAGUCCUUCUCAGCUCGUAGGCAAUGUUGAAGGCUGUAACCAGGUGCCUUUGGUCAAAUCCUGUUGCUGGCAGAAGAAUGAUGUCCCAUCACAUAUCACCGAAUUUGUCGGGAAGAGUUGCUAUAGUAACUGCUUCCACAGAUGGGAUUGGGCUCGCAGCUGCGGAGGCUUUGGGUCAGAGGGGAGCACAUGUGGUCGUGAGCAGUCGACGUCAGGCCAACGUUGACAAGGCUGUGUCACUCCUGCGCAGCAGAAAUAUAAAAGUAAUAGGCACCACAUGUAAUGUGGGGAAAGCAGAAGAUAGAGACAAGCUCAUUAGUAUGACAAUUGAACAAUGUGGCGGUGUGGACAUACUGGUGUCUAAUGCAGCUGUGAACCCGUUUUUUGGGAACAUAUUAGAAUCCACCGAGGAAGUCUGGGACAAAAUACUUGGAGUAAAUGUGAAAGCUUCUUUCCUUCUGACCAAACAGGUUGUGCCUCACAUGGAGAAAAGAGGGGGUGGGUCGGUUGUGAUUGUGUCUUCAGUCGCAGGGUACCAGCCAGUGCAAGGUCUGGGCCCCUAUAGCGUGAGUAAGACGGCCCUGCUGGGCUUAACUCGAGCGCUGGCUCCUGAUCUCACCCACAGUAACAUCCGGAUCAACUGUGUUGCCCCUGGCAUCAUCAAGAUGCGUUUUAGUGCCGCUCUGUGGGAAAAUGAUGUGCUUGAAGAGUUCUUGAAACAGACAAGCAUAAAAAGACUCGGGCAGCCAGAAGAUAUAGGUGGUGUGAUUGCCUUCCUGUGCUCAUACGAAGCCUCAUACAUCACCGGAGAGACUAUCACUGUAACCGGAGGCAUGAACUGCAGACUGUAAGAGUGGCACAGGGGCAGUAACAGUAAUCAUGUACUUGUACAUCAGAUAGAAACCUUCUAAUUCAGUGACCCAACACAUUUGUAACAGCUGAUGCAGAAAUUCAUAAUACAUUUACAAACGUUUAAUUGUAAUAAAAUGAUUUAU
Molecule: messenger RNA, 1219 nt
Organism: Sinocyclocheilus anshuiensis
Lineage: Eukaryota; Metazoa; Chordata; Actinopteri; Cypriniformes; Cyprinidae
Product: dehydrogenase/reductase SDR family member 4-like
Molecular function (GO): carbonyl reductase (NADPH) activity
Source: RefSeq, a predicted model, not a curated record